AAUUAUCGGGCCGCAGUUGCUAUCUUACUAUGGCUCAAGACACAGAUGAACCCCCCGGGACUUCGCGAUUAUUUCGCAUAUUUGUGAUAUUCAUGCUUGUCAGCAAGUGCACAGGGCUGCCGGCCAAAGUGACGAAUUUGUCUGUAGUGCGCUAUGAUCGGGAUGGCAUGGCCGAAAUUGAAUUUGAGUUUAUUAGUGAUUUUGAUCUGAAGCUCAAAACCUUGGAAUUCGCUGUCAACCUCAUCAAGUGUACCCCGCCUUUUCUUGCUCAAACUUUUGUCAACAUCUCCGAGUAUACGCAUGAUGUGACGCAUUUGUACGCAGACAUACCAACCUCUAACCUGACGCAAUUAAACCGAACCUUUACUAUCUGCGUCAGAGUAAACUCUAUGGACUGGACACGGGAGGGAAAACUUUAUUUCCCGGCUGAAAACAGUAAUUUUUAUUUCCUGCCUGGGUUCGAUGGUUCAGAUGGAUUCGAAAGUGGUUCAGAUGGGUUCGAAAGGGGUUCAGAUGGUUUCGAUGAAGACAAAAAAGAUGAAGUUAUUACCUCGAGUGAAUCAGAGCUAG
Eurytemora carolleeae is the source of this 570-nucleotide messenger RNA. RefSeq lists its product as uncharacterized. Lineage: Eukaryota; Metazoa; Arthropoda; Copepoda; Calanoida; Temoridae. The record is from RefSeq and is a predicted model, not a curated record.